Molecule: messenger RNA, 153 nt
Organism: Penicillium expansum
Lineage: Eukaryota; Fungi; Ascomycota; Eurotiomycetes; Eurotiales; Aspergillaceae
Exons: 1
Coding region: 1-153 (50 amino acids)
Source: RefSeq, a predicted model, not a curated record
AUGCACGGAGCGUCAUACCCACAUGAGCCUGCAAGACUCGAUGCUAAAUCCAAGUUCCAACUAGCUAAAAGACUGACUUUCAUCACAAAGACGUCCAGACCUCGACCCGUUGAACACAGAAUACUAACCGGACCCGAACCACUCCCCACUUGA